CACCCGUGUGUGUGUGUGUGUGUGUGUGUGUGUGUGUGUGUGUGUGUGUGUGUGUGUGUGUGUGUGUGUGUGUGUUUUGUCCAGCAUAUGCUCUGUUGUGUUUCUUCUUCUUCUUGUUCUUGGUGACUGAAGAGCUGCUUGCAGAUUCUCAACUGAUCAUGGAUGGUUACACGACUCCUCCCCCUGGAGAUGUCUCAUCAUCUUCUCCUCUUCCUGAGGUUGUGACUAAAGGCAACUACACCGACGAUGGACCAGUCGCAGCCUUAAUCGGAGGGAUCGUGAGUGCAGUGCUGCUGCUGCUAAUCUGCAUGAUAGCAGUGCUGCUUUGGUGCCUGUCCAGACACAAAGGCUCAUACGUCACCAAUGAGAUGGACGAAGACGAAGACGACGACGAUGUUGAUGGCCACGACGAUGAGUCUGUUGGUUCUGAUACGGCGCUCCAGAGCAAGGAACCUCUGAAGAUCAAGGAGGAGGAGUAAAGGAGGGGAAAAAGAAGAAGACCUGUAAGAUAUGGACUUGAGUUGUGCUGUCGAGGACUAAAGAGCUUUGUUACAUUUAUUUUUUACAUCAUUUUUUUAAAGUAACCGAUUUACUAAAGCUGCACGAAGCAACUUUGCACAUCGCCGCCGCCACCAAACAGCUGCAAGAUACGACUAUUUGACAUGUGAGUCUCCACUUUUCCUGUGAAGCUGCACCAGCCGUUUAAUUUAACGGAUGAAACGUGACUCUCAUGCAAGAUUCACAAAACAUUUUUCAAUGUGAUUUUCUUGCUAAACAAUUUCUAAUGACGCUAUUUACAUACCAGCUCUUGUUAAUGUGACAGUUUGUCUUACAAACAUACAGCAGGCACUGCCAGAGAACAGCAGCUGCUAAACACCUCACUGAAAUUUGGUAUAACAUUACACAUUAUCUAAUAUUUAGUGAUCACAUAGUGCUAUUGUUCUUGAACCAGAUGAGUUUUGUUUCUUACUCUGUGCAAAAACAUCCAACUCUUCAUUAAAAUCCAAUCUGUCACAGUGUCAAAAUCCUCCAGAAGGCACACAUAUGCCACUUUUUCAGUAAGGUUCCUGGAAUAUAAUCAACGUCUGACACUGAUUAAAGCUUAUAACUGGCAGGAAAAAGUCCUGUUACUUUCAUUGUUUCUGUCACAGAAAUCACCAGUGAUGUGCUGAGAGAAUUUAAUUGAGAUUGAUUGAGAAUCUACCGCACUUUUCACAUUUUCUCAUUGAUUCUCCCAAGAUGGUUUGAUAGUUAAAUAAAAUAUCUGAUGCAGCUUUAAAAAGCUUUAAUGAAAAUGUUGACAUUUCCAGAAUAACCAUUUCUAAAGAAAUCUUUUGCCUCAGAUCUCUUAUUUUCAACCAUUUCACAUCCUUCUGCAGACUUAUUGUGUGUCUCAUGUACUGAAUCUUGUUAAAAACUGUUGGUUUCUAAAACGUUACAGCUCCUGUGUCUCUUACAGCCGGACAAAGAGGCCGUGAGGUCGAACUAACUAACUCACCAGACGCUGGUAAACAAUUACUGCUCAUUUUCCACGCUGGCUGAUUGUAAUAUUUUAACGUCAUAACAGUGAGUGACUCUCUGACUAACAUGCCACAUUGUUAUGAAUCAGCUGUGAGGGAUGGCCUGAAUUUCUUUGACUAUCAGAGUAUCUUUUUCUGUCCGUUUUUGUUUUUUAAGAAAAAGUGAAAGAAAGUAUGAUGAAAUACUUGGUGAAAAGGCUUGAAGAGGUCCAAAACUCCAAAGAGGAAGUCAGUACUUGUUUGCAAUAAUUAAUUGUUAGAAAUAGAGAGGAAGAUGAAUCUGUUUUACAUAUUUCUUUACACAUUUCUUAUUAAAAUCUCUUCUUGGGUAGUUUUAACUUAAGAAUAAAGUUUUUACACUUCCUGUCUUUUA
Molecule: messenger RNA, 1893 nt
Organism: Micropterus salmoides (largemouth bass)
Lineage: Eukaryota; Metazoa; Chordata; Actinopteri; Centrarchiformes; Centrarchidae
Product: small cell adhesion glycoprotein homolog
Exons: 4
Coding region: 159-479 (106 amino acids)
Source: RefSeq, a predicted model, not a curated record